AUGGAUCAUCCAAGUAGCGAUAAACAAGAAAAUGAAGAAUCAAAAUCUCCUAUAGUAAUAAAUAUUAUACCUCCAUCACCACAAUUGGAAUCACACAAUAGGUCUAGUGGCGAGAAUAAUGAUGAAGAAGAGGAUUGUGGGACAGCAUCAGAGGACGAUAGUAUUCCAAUGCCAUCAUUAUCAUCGUCACAAAUCAUUAAUACUGGUACAGUUGAAAAAGUAACCACACCAAGCAGUAGUGAUGUUAAUACAGACUCAAAUAAAUCAAUAGAACCCACACCGAUAACAAAUCCAACCAUUAACAGACCAAACAGUAUCAUAAAUUCAUCAAGUGGUAGUUUUAAUUUACAAGAAAGCAUUGGAUUUAAGGAUAGCUAUCCAUCUUCACCAAAUAAUUUAAUACAUAACAAAGUUGCAUUUACCAAUUUAGAUAAUAAAUCAGCACUCAGUAGAUCAUCACCAAAUUUACAAACCUUAUCACAAAAAGCAAAUUUAAAACAAUCAUCAGCAACCACAAAUUCUACACCACAAUCAGUAUCACCACAAUCAUUAUCACCACCAACUGCAUCAGGUAAUAACGCCACUAAUCCCACCACUACCACUACUACCACAACAACUGCACCAACUCACACAUCACCAAAUAAAUUAAAAAAUUCAGAUAAUAUCACAUUGGGAUCAUUUGCAGAGUCACAGAAUUUUGAAGAUUUUCAUAAUACUGGCAAUGGUCAAUUGGUUGGAGGUAUUAGUCCAAAUAGAGUAGGAAAAAUUUUUGAUCAUUUUUUAGUAGUAGGUUUACCAUCAACAAUAAAACUAACAUCGACAGUUCAUGACGAAAGACAAACUCAUAGACCACAAAUCAUUUAUCAAUAUCCACCAGAUAAAUCAUUACCAAAUGAUAUGAUUGAACAAUUUUGUUUUCCUACAGGUGUAGAAUCAAGAUCAUCGCAGAGGUCUUAUUCUUCUUCAUCACUUAAUCAAGUUUCAUUUUCUAGCCUUUCGAACCUAUUAAACCCAACUCAUUCAAAUGUAUUUUUAAUUACAUCACUUCACACACUUUAUUAUGGUAUAUGUAUUAUAAAAGAUGAAGAGGUUUCUUCAUUACCAAGUUUUAUAGAUGAUAGAUCACCAUUGAAUCAAUGUAAAUAUAGUAAGGAGGAUGGAGAGGGUAAAGAAAAAAGAAGAUCAUUAAAUAGAAAUCAAUAUGAUUUUAUUGCACCAAGAGUUUAUUGCUUUUUAAGUAGAUUCCCAUUUUUUCAAUUACAUUUUCAAAUGUUACAUUCAAUUUUAGAAGGUGAACGUAUGUUAAUGUUAUUUUCACUAAGUCAAUCAACUGAUCCACAAAAUAAUGGUUCAUCAACAUUGGAUUUAUUAGAUUUAUAUUAUAAUAUUGGUAUGGAGUCAGUUAAAGAUAAAGUUCAAUUCAAAGCACCAUGUCAUAAUUAUAAAACUGAUUAUCAUUGUCCAUUGGGAUCAGAAGAUAGAUUAAUUGCAGAUUGGUCAUUUUAUCCAACAUUUGAGGCAUUAAAUAUUGAAGAUAUAUUAAAUAUUUAUUGUUGGUUGUUAUUAGAAAGACAGGUUUUAGUAAUUUCAAAACAUUUAGGCAAUGUUACAUCAUUAAUAUUUUCAUUUAUACCAUUAUUAAAACCAUUUGUUUGGCAAUGUUGUUUUAUACCAGUUUUACCCGAAUCAUUGAUUGAAUCAAUCGAUGCACCAUUUCCAUUUAUUAUUGGACAUAACAAAAUGCCAGAUCAAGAUACUAUAGCGAAGAGGGAAUAUUUAAUUGUAGAUAUUGACACAAAGAAAUUAUUAUAUCCACCAAAUAUAGUUCAACCAAAAUUACCAGGUAAAAAGAAAUUAGAAACUACUUUGACAGCUCAUAAAAAAGAAAUGAAUGAUUUAAGAGAUCAAAUUCCAAUUGAUCAUUUAAAACAUAGAUUCACCCAAAAUAUAAUAAACACAUUUAGAGAGUAUCAGACUUGGUUAGUUGAUCAAAUUAGUUCAGGUGUGUUAACAUGUAUAAAUAAUUUGUAUAUUCAAAAACAAAAUGAAAAUAAUCAAAAUAAAUUAGAUAUAAAUAAUAAUAAUAAUAAUAACAAUGAUAACCAACAACAGCAGGAUAUAAAUAAUAAUGAAGAUAAUAAAAUAAAUAAUAGUGAAGAUAAUAAAAUAAAUAAUGAUUCAAAUAAUGAAAAUAUAAAUAAUGAUAGUAUAAAUAAUAAUGAACAAAAACAAAAUAAUAUAAAUGAAAAUAAUGAUCAAGAAAAUGAAAAAGUUGAAGAAAAUCAAACAAGUAGUUUAAGUUCAAGUCAACAAAAGUAUCAUCAACAGCAACAACAACAGACACCUAUUUUAAAUAACGAAAAUUAUACAAUUGAUGCUUUAACCUCAAUAGAAUUAUUAAAUAAACAAAGUAUUCACUUUUUAGAGAAUCAAAAGAAUAUCAAAGAUAUAGUAGAGUGUUUACCAAAGAAAUAUCAAGACUUUUUUAAAGAAUUUUUCCAAACUCAAAUAUUUACAGUUAAUGCAGUAAAAUUAAUGUUAUCAAUACAAGAGCGUCAUAAAACAUCGAUUAGUUUAAUAGAGAAAUUAGAAUCAUUAAUUUUAAUGGAAGAGAAAUCCAAAGAAGUGUUGAUGGAAUACCAAAAAAUGGCUAAAAAGGAUGCCAAAGUAGACAUGAAUACAAUCAAGAAGCAACUAAAAGAUUCUGAAGGUGUAAUUAACGAGCUUAAAGAAUCUAAAAAGAAAUUAGAAAUGGAAGCUUUAGCCACAAGUCCAAGUAAAGCAAAUCUCAGUGGUAUAUCUUCAUUAUUUUCAGGUUUAUCUUCAAUCUCUGAAUUACGUAAAAAGAAAUUAGAAUUUGGUCAUCGUAGAAGUAGAUCGGUAACCGAUCAAGUUGAAAAAAAUAUUUUAAAAAAAUCAACAAAGGCACCCUUGUUUUCAUUUUUUGAUAUGUCUGGUUCUAAAGGCUCAGCUAAUUCAGGUGGUCCAAGUUUAAAUAGUAGUUCUUCAAAUUUAGCCACUCACAUUACCAACCAACCACAAAAAACCUCACCACCAAUCUCAAUUAAUAGAACAAACAGUAAUUUAUCCGAUAGUAAUAAUGUUGGUAAUGAAUCACAAUCACCCAAAAGUUUUGGUAGUAGUUUAGGUACAGGUAGUUCGAUGCCAUCAUCUCCAUUAAAUGGAACACCAAUUUCUUCACCAAUUUUAUCUCCACAAUCAAUGAACAACAGUCCAAGAAGCUAA
Messenger RNA from Dictyostelium purpureum, 3246 nucleotides. RefSeq lists its product as uncharacterized. Lineage: Eukaryota; Evosea; Eumycetozoa; Dictyosteliales; Dictyosteliaceae. The coding region runs from base 1 to 3246 and encodes 1081 amino acids. The transcript has 5 exons. The record is from RefSeq and is a predicted model, not a curated record.